AUGGGCCCUCGUUUACCGGUCGUAUGUUUGGUUCGUCACGGAGAAACAGAAUGGUCAAAAAACGGCAGACAUACUUCAAUAACUGAGGUAGAAUUAACUUCUCAUGGUAGAACCCAAGCACGUGAUUUAUCACGAUUCGUAUUUGAGAAUCCGUGUCAAGACUUUAUUGACCCGACAAACAUCACCCAAAUUUACGUAUCACCACGUCGUCGUGCACAACAAACCCUUGAAUUGGUAACUUUGCCAAAUAAGAGCGCUAUCCCGACUAUUACUGAACCAAAUUUGACGGAAUGGGAUUAUGGGGAUUAUGAGGGUAUCACAACGCAUGAGAUUCAUAGUAACACUUAUGCGUUUUGGGAUCUUUGGCGCGACGGGUGUCCAAACGGUGAAACGAUUGAACACGUAUCAAACAGAUGUGAUCGCGUGAUUGCAAAACUUCACAUGGAACAUAAUCCAACUGGACCAGGCGGCGACAUACUUGUCGUUGGUCAUUCACAUUUACUUCGUGUUUUAGUGAUGCGUUGGUUAAAUUUACCGGCAUCGCAUGGACGUCACGUUGUUCUUGACACCGCGUUUAAGUGUACUUGGAUAUGA
Molecule: messenger RNA, 594 nt
Organism: Ambispora gerdemannii
Lineage: Eukaryota; Fungi; Glomeromycota; Glomeromycetes; Archaeosporales; Ambisporaceae
Source: the annotation of a GenBank genome assembly